AUGAGCCACACACCGGUUGCCCGUAUUCUAGCGCCCCGCACUGGCAACGAUCUCCCUGCUGCAGCCGCAUUCCCCCUUCCCCCUCCACGCUUCUUGCUUCCCACAGCGGCAGCAACACCCACACACAGUGGCCGGCGCUCCUUCUCAUGUCAUUGCCUGUACGUGUAUGCGCAUUUUACGUACGUGAGUGUCACGCCUCGAUUUUUCUUUCACCUUAUACCACGCCUUCCGUUGUUUUCUCUCUUCCCCACUCCUGCUGUUGGGCUCUACUUCCCCAGGCCCCCUCUCAUUUUCCCCGUUCCCUCCGUCUGCCAGCGGUUCUGCGUCCCCCCUCGCUCCCCAGCCCCACUGCCCACCGCCGCCGCUGCUGCUGCUGCACACAUCAUGGAAGACGGUAAUAAUAAUGGUGGCGGCAGCAGCAGCAGCGACGCGUGGAAGAGGGGUGAGGGAGGAGGACAAUUGGCGGAAAAAAACGCUUAG
Molecule: messenger RNA, 480 nt
Organism: Trypanosoma grayi
Lineage: Eukaryota; Euglenozoa; Kinetoplastea; Trypanosomatida; Trypanosomatidae
Exons: 1
Coding region: 1-480 (159 amino acids)
Source: RefSeq, a predicted model, not a curated record